AUGGAAGAUCCUGACCCGUUUGCUAAGUUCAUGAAGCAUCAAAAACAGCGAGCAAAGUCCAUCUCAAAUGCUGUUUUGGCCAACCUGCGGCUCAAGGGGAAGCACGUAUCCUUCAACGAUGAUGGUGAUGUUGUUUUCAUUGCAUCUUCGAAUGAUUCAAGUCCUCUUUCCAAUACCUCUACUGAUAGUGAGGGUGACGAUAUCGAAUACUCUCCCAGAGAGGUCAGUCCCAUGUCUCCGAAUAAAAAACCUGUUGAUGAAAGUAAGGGGGCCAAAUCUCCUAAGUUUUUAUCUGCUCACAACAAUCUCCUGGAAUUGAAGCGGUUCCGUUCGCAUCCUCACCAGAGCACCUAUAUGGCUCAGGCUGCGCUGCUUGACACUAGGUAUUUCAGUCCUCAGCAUUCUAAUCUUAACUUGCCGGAAUUCAACAAGCGUCCACUCACCGACACACCUAUUGUUUCAAGUGUGGCAUCGCCAGUAACCCAAGAACAGCUGAGUGAUUCAGAAACGGAAGAAUGUGACGAUUCCGCCGAUAAUGCGGCUCCAGGCAUCAGACGCUCCAGUUCCAAGUCCAAGUCCAAGUCGCCUAUUCACAAGACGAAGAACAUCUCGCAUCUCAGUUUAGUGGACUUGAAUGCUGUUUCAGCUGCUGUAGUUUCUGCAAGAGCUGCUGACAUCUCAUCAGACGGAAUCUCGCCAACAAACACCAGCGAGGGCACUAUUGCUGUAGAACCUGAGCUGGACUCAGUCAUUAAGGAUGAUGCUGGCGCUCCUACGAAGGCGAUUCCCGAUAUUUUGAGAAAGCCUCUGAAAGCCCCUCAGAAGGCACCCUUGGAAGCUAAAGGGGACGAAGAAGCGCCUAAGCUUUCAUACCCAACAUUCACGGUUUCUCCAUCAUCAGAACCUUCGGAUGUGGACACUCCUUCUCCUGGUAGUAGUACACCAAAAGCAUCGAAGAGUCUUGAUGCAGCAAUUCUACGGCAAAUCAAGAAGGAUUUGUUGCCGGAUGUUCCUGAGGAUCUCCAGCUGCAAUUCGAGAAGACUCCUUCCUUCGAGAAAUUGAAAAACAUGCUUCUACUGAAGCCUAUUCCAAAGCCUCAAAAGGCAUACACGCUCAACAUCGCGGGUCAGACCUCGUCCAAAAUCUCUCCGGAUGGACGGAUUGCAUCGGUAGACGUUGGUUCCAAGAUGGUCAUUGUCAUGGUUGGCUUGCCAGCCAGAGGUAAAUCCUACAUUACCAACAAGCUCACAAGGUAUUUGAACUGGCUCCAGCAUGACUGCAGAGUGUUCAACGUGGGAAACACGAGAAGAAUGGACAAAACAAACGUGUUAGGUCCUGCUUCAUCUCCUUUACCUGAUACCAAUACUCCACUGCCACACGCUGGCCGUUCCCCUGAAGUAAAGCCUUUGUCGCCCGCAGCCCAUUCGGCAGACUUUUUUAACCCUAAGAACGCUAACUCUACAGAAUUGCGUGAGAAAUGGGCUAUGGACACUUUGGAUAAUUUGCUCAAUUGGGUCGUAGAUGGCCCUGGAUCUGUUGGCAUUCUUGACGCUACAAACUCCACUAAGAAAAGAAGAAUUAAGGUUCUCAAGAGAAUUCAGGAAAGAACAAAUGGAGAAUUGAAGGUCUUAUUUUUGGAAAGUAUCUGCUCUGAUCCUGCGAUUCUUGAUACAAAUAUCAGGUUGAAAUUAUCGGGACCUGAUUACAAAGAUAUGGAUCCGGAGGUUGCGUUGAAGGACUUUAUUGGCCGUUUGCGCAAUUAUGAGUCCGCUUACGAGACCAUCGACGAGUCGGAAGAGUCAAUUCCCGGUUAUCAAUAUGUGAAAAUGAUAGAUGUGGGAAAGAAGGUUGUCAGUUACAACGUUCAAGGUUUUUUGGCUUCCCAAACCAUUUACUUUCUUUUGAACUUCAACUUGUGUGAGCGCCAGAUCUGGCUUACUCGCCAUGGUGAGAGUAUUGAUAAUUUGAGUGGUCGUAUUGGUGGAGACAGUGCUUUGACUAAACGUGGACAACGUUUUGCCAAGACCUUGAGCAGAUUCUUGAGCUAUCAGAGACGUGUCUUCCGCAAGAAGCAACUUGAGAACUUCUCGUCAAGACUCGAAUUGCAUUACAACGAACUCACUGGCAAAGCAUCGGGUACUGGAUUGCAGGAAAGCCUGCUGCUUGCCCAUAUCCCUACCGAACCAAACUUCUGUGUUUGGACAUCCAUGUUACUUCGUGCCAUCGAGACUGGAAAUUACUUCAACGACCAAGAAUAUAACGUUAAAGCUAUGAGAAUGCUUAACGAAUUGGGAGGAGGUAAGUACGAUGGAAUGACCUACGACGAGAUUCGUAGAAAGCAUCCUAAGGAGUUUGAAAGCAGAAUUAAAAACAAACUUACCUACCGUUAUCCUGGAGUUGGAGGUGAAUCUUACCUUGAUGUUUUGGUCAGAUUGCGUCCAGUCAUUAAUGAGAUUGAACGUACAACCGAUCAUUUACUUAUUGUUUCACACAGAGUGGUGUUACGUGUGUUGUUGGCUUACUUCUUGAAUUUGGAUAAGUCUGCUAUCGUCGAAUUGGAUGUUCCAUUGCACACAUUAUACUGUCUCGAGCUGAAGCCAUACGGUACCGAGUAUGCAAUGUAUGAAUAUGACGAGACGUCUGACUGGUUCAAGAAAGUGGAACCAGAGCAUCGCAAGAAUGUCAAGGAGGUGGGAGUCAAUUUCCGUGAAAGAAAAUACUCAGUUAUCCCUACAGCUCCACCUACUUCCAGUGGCAGUAAGAAGAUUCGCCCAAGCAUCGACGGAAGGUUGGGCAGCUUUUCAGUGCGCAAGAGUAUCAGCACGAGUACGCAGAUUCCUACAAUUGACGAAAUUUCUGGUGAUAGUGGUCAACGUGUUGUGAAUUCGUCAAGCUCUCGAAAGUUGGCAGACUUGAGUAAAAUGAGAAAACCGUAA
Messenger RNA from Sungouiella intermedia, 2937 nucleotides. NCBI's taxonomy places the organism in Eukaryota, Fungi, Ascomycota, Pichiomycetes, Serinales, Metschnikowiaceae. The record is from the annotation of a GenBank genome assembly.